UCUCUCCAGGCGAGCAGAGCAGAGCGGGACUGAGUGAGAGGAGGAGGACAGAGGAGCAGACGUGUGCAGACCAGAGCGCACUAACUCCACAAAGACAAGACAGGAGAAGAGUUUGCAAGGAGAACAUAAGAAAAGAAAAAAAGAGAGAGACAGAGAACAGACAAUUUUUUUGUGUCUUUUUUUUUCCCCAGCAAACUGUGGUGGAUAUCAAACCUUCAUCAAAAGAACAAAAGGGAUUUGUGCGGCAUCACAGCUUGAGAGGAAAAUAUUAGCACUUGUUAUACAUCUGAUUUGUUUUCUACUCACAUUCACCGCAAAUUGAAAUUUAUUCCAGGGGGCUGGUGUGAGGUGUAGCUAGCGGGACUCUUGGAAGCAGAGAAGCAGAGGGAGAAGGUGGACUGAUAGAGAAGUGAGGGUUUUUCUAGAGACGAGGAGACGGCCGUUGUGGUGAAUAUGCCCAUCAGAGGUAGCUGCUUUGAGGCGGGCAUGGGCAGGCUGGCCGGGCAGCCGCUCUGGAUGUGGGUGGUGAUGCUGUCCGCCCUAGUCGUGGGCAACGCCAGCGCCUGCCCAGCCCUGUGUACCUGCAGCGGCACCACAGUGGACUGCCACGGGCUGGCUCUCAAAACCAUGCCAAGGAAUAUCCCCCGCAAUACUGAAAGACUGGAGCUGAAUGGGAAUAACCUCACACGCGUCACCAAGAGUGACUUUGCUGGACUGAAGUACCUCAGAGUUCUGCAGCUGAUGGAGAAUCAGAUCACUGUGAUCGAGCGUGGAGCUUUUGAUGACAUGAAGGAGCUGGAGAGACUGCGACUGAACCGUAAUCAACUGCAGCAGCUUCCUGAGUUGCUCUUUCAGAAGAACCCUGCCCUGUCUCGACUAGAUCUGAGUGAGAACUUCAUCCAGUCCAUCCCCAGAAAAGCAUUCAGAGGAGCUACAGACAUCAAAAACCUCCAGCUGGAUAAAAACCACAUCAGCUGCAUCGAGGAUGGAGCCUUCAGAGCUCUGAGAGGCUUGGAAGUGCUGACGCUGAACAACAACAACAUCAGCGGCAUCCCCGUCUCCAGCUUCAACCACAUGCCCAAACUACGAACUUUCCGUCUCCACUCCAACAAUCUGAACUGCGACUGUCAUCUGGCCUGGUUGGCCCAGUGGCUCAGACAGAGGCCUACAAUCGGUCUGUUCACCCAGUGCACGGGCCCCACUGAGCUCAGAGGACUCAACGUUGCGGAGGUGCAGAAACAUGAAUUCAGCUGCUCAGGACACCAGGAGUCCUCUGGGAUGCAGCCGUGCAGCGUUGGCGGAGGCUCUUGUCCGGCCAUGUGUACCUGCAGCAACAACAUCGUCGACUGCCGAGGGAAAGGCCUCACCGCCAUUCCGGCCAACCUGCCCGACAGCAUGGCAGAAAUACGUCUGGAGCAGAAUGGGAUUAAGUCUGUUCCUCCCGGAGCCUUCUCUCCCUACAAGAAACUGCGUAGGAUAGACCUGAGCAACAACCAGAUCUCCGAGAUAGCUCCUGAUGCCUUCCAGGGCCUGCGCUCCCUCAACUCCCUCGUGCUGUAUGGAAAUAAGAUCACCGAUCUGCCCAAGGGGGUGUUUGAUGGCCUCUACGCCUUGCAACUGUUGUUGCUGAAUGCCAAUAAGAUUCACUGCGUUCGCGCCAACGCCUUCCAGGACCUUCAGAAUCUCUCACUGCUAUCACUCUAUGACAACAAGAUCCAAACCCUCGCCAAGGGCACUUUCACUUCCCUGCGAGCCAUCCAGACCCUUCACCUGGCCCAGAACCCAUUUAUUUGUGACUGCAAUCUGAAGUGGCUGGCAGACUACCUGCGCUCCAACCCAAUCGAGACCAGCGGCGCCCGCUGCGCCAGCCCACGCCGUCUCGCCAACAAACGCAUCGGGCAGAUCAAGAGCAAGAAGUUCCGGUGCUCCGCCAAAGAGCAGUACGUCAUCCCAGGUACAGAAGACACGCGUCUCAACAACGCCUGCAACAGCGACCCGGUUUGUCCUCCAAAGUGCCGCUGCGAGUCCAAUGUGGUGGACUGCUCCAACCUGAAACUCAACAAGAUCCCCGAGCACAUCCCUGUAUCCACCACCGAACUCCGCCUGAACAACAAUGAAAUCACAACUCUGGAGGCAACUGGAGUUUUCAAGAACCUUUCCCAGCUGAAGAAAAUUAACCUCAGCAACAACAAGAUCACGGAGAUCGAGGACGGGGCCUUUGAGGGCGCGUCAUCUGUCAAUGAGCUCCACCUCACAGCCAAUCAGAUCGACUCGGUUCGAAGCGGGAUGUUCCGUGGCCUCGAGGGACUGCGCAUGCUGAUGCUGAGGAACAACAAGAUCAGCUGUGUCCACAAUGACAGUUUCACGGGGCUUCACAACGUCCGCCUGCUGUCUCUUUAUGACAACCAGCUAACCACCAUCGCCCCCGGAGCCUUUGACACUCUGCAGACCCUCUCCACUCUUAACCUCUUGGCCAACUCCUUCAACUGUGACUGUCGGCUGGCCUGGCUCGGGGAUUGGCUGAGGAGCAGGAAGAUCGUGACUGGUAAUCCUCGCUGCCAGCGUCCGGCCUUCCUGAAGGAGAUCCCUCUGCAGGAUGUGGCUCUGCCCGACUUCCGUUGUGAGGAGGGCCAAGAAGAAUCAAGCUGUGUGCCCAGGCCCCAGUGUCCCAGUGAAUGUACUUGCCUGGAGACCGUGGUGCGCUGCAGUAACAAGCACCUCCACACACUGCCUAAAGGCAUCCCCAGAAAUGUGACCGAACUCUAUCUGGACGGAAAUCAAUUCAGCGUUGUGCCAAAGGAACUGUCUACCUUCAAAUACCUGCAGCUGGUAGACCUGAGCAACAACAAGAUCAACUCUCUGACCAACUCGUCCUUCGCCAACAUGAGCCAACUUACCACUCUAAUCCUGAGCUAUAACUCCCUGCGCUGUAUCCCCAAAAUGGCCUUCAGUGGGCUGCACUCUCUUCGCUUGCUGUCUCUCCACGGCAAUGAAAUCUCAGAGCUUCCCGAUGGCAUCUUCAGCGAUGUGGCCUCUCUUUCUCAUUUGGCAAUUGGUGCCAACCCCUUGUACUGUGACUGUCGCCUGCGUUGGCUGUCUGACUGGGUGAAGACUGGGUACAAAGAGCCUGGAAUCGCCCGCUGCGCUGGUCCACAGGGCAUGGAUGGCAAGCUGCUCCUCACAACUCCUGCAAAGAAAUUCGAAUGUGCAGGUGAUGUGGACACUGUAGUGCUGGCUAAGUGCAACCCCUGCCUGUCCAGUCCAUGUCUGAACCAAGGUAUCUGUCACAGCGACCCGGUGGAGAUCUACAGGUGCAGCUGUCCUCCAGGAUUCAAGGGGAAGAACUGUGAGGCAGGACUGAACGCCUGCAUGAGUAACCCCUGCGCCAACGGAGGAACCUGCCGAGUGAAUGACGAUGACGAGGGAAUGUACAGCUGCACGUGUCCACUGGGCUUUGAGGGCCCCACUUGCCAAACCAACAUCGACGACUGCGAGGACAACGACUGCGAGAACGGAGCAACCUGCAUCGAUGGAGUCAACAACUACACUUGUUUUUGUCCCCCCUACUACACUGGGGAGAUGUGUGAAGAACUGGAAGAUGUGUGUGCCCCUGGACGAAGCCCCUGCAAACAUCAGUCUACCUGCCUCAUCUCCUCCAAUGGUCCCAAGUGUGUGUGCUCUCCUGGUUACGUUGGCGAUGACUGCAGUGUAGACUAUAACGACUGCGCGGAGCAUCGCUGUCAGAACGGAGCCAUGUGUGUGGAUGAGCUCAAUGGAUAUUCCUGCAUCUGCCAAGAAGGCUAUGGUGGUCAGCUCUGUGAGGUUCCCCCAUCUCCGCUGUCGCUGUGUGAGCUGGCCGACUGCCAAAACAACGCCCCCUGUGUGGAGCGGGGCGGGCGCGCGCUCUGCCAGUGUCCUCCAGAGUUUGGCGGGCCUCGGUGCGAGAAGCUGGUCAGCGUCAACUUCAUCGACAGGGACUCCUACCUAUUGCUCUCUGACCUCAAGAACUGGCCUCAAGCUAACAUCACGCUGCAGGUGUCAACGGCUGAGGACAAUGGUAUCCUGCUGUACAACGGAGACAACGAUCAUAUUGCAGUGGAGCUCUUCCAAGGUCAUGUCAAAGUUAGCUAUGACCCCGGCAGUCAGCCAGGACAUGCCAUCUACAGUACUGAGACCAUCAACGAUGGCCAGUUCCACACAGUGGAGCUGGUGACCUUUGACCAGAUGGUGAACCUGUCUAUUGAUGGGGGUCUCCCUACCACAAUGGACAGCUUUGGGGCGGUGCGGCCCCUCAACGGGGAGGCUCCGCUAUACGUGGGGGGUAGGGGCCCUCUCCAGAACACACCUCCCUCCUCUGCAGGCAUGCCAGUGGACGUCCACUCGGGUGCUUUCCGUCUCUGGCAGAUCCAGAACGGUUCCAGUUUCCACGGCUGUAUCCAGAACCUGUACAUCAACAAUGAGCUCCAGGACUUCACCAAGACCCAGAUGAAGCCCGGCGUGGUACCGGGCUGCGAGCCCUGCAAGAAGAUCUACUGUGUACAUGGCAUCUGCCAACCUGAUGGGGUCCAAGGACCUGUGUGCCACUGCCAGCCAGGCUGGAGUGGGCCGCAAUGUGACCAGCCUGCUACCAACCCCUGCCAGGGCAGCAAGUGCGUCCAUGGAAAGUGUAUCCCACUGGACACUCAGUCAUACCGCUGCGAGUGUGCGGAGGGUUACCGCGGCGCCCUGUGCAACCAACAAGGGGAGCUGUUUAACCCGUGCCGUCGUCUGUCCUGCAAACACGGUCGCUGCCAGAUCUCUGACACAGGAGACGCAUACUGUCACUGUGAAAGCGGCUACACUGGGGAGCUAUGUGAUGCAGAGUCUGAGUGCCGAGGGGAACCCGUGCGAGACUUCUACCAGGUACAGCGAGGAUACGCAAUCUGCCAGACAACGCGCAUGGUGUCUUGGGUGGAGUGCACAGGAGCAUGUGACACGGGGGCGUGCUGCGCCAGCCAGAGAAUGAAACGCCGGAAAUACACCUUCGAGUGCAGCGAUGGAACCUCCUUCAGUGAAGAAGUGGAAAAAACCAUCAAGUGCGGCUGCGUGGGCUGCAUGUAGCACCGUUCACUCACAUUUCCUGUUGCUGCCUCAGAGCAGAAGAUGGAAAGAAAGGAAGGAAAGAAGGAAGAAAGAGAGAAGACUGGAGCAAAGCAAGGGAGGGAAAGAAAGAAGAGAGAUUAUAAAGAAUAUAUAUAAAACCUCUAUCUAUAUAUUAUGGACAACAACGUUUGUAAAAUAGGACAUUUCCUCCCCUUCCAAGGGUGUGUGACCUACAGUAAAACAGAGAAACCAACAUCAUGCGCAACAAUGUAGACGUGACAACAACGGCAACACCACCAUCGUAUCUGCAACAUUGUUCCACGGGGUCCAGAGAUUGCAAAUGUGUUGCAUUCAGAGCGAGGCAUCCCUCCAAACCAAAUUACCCGGUGUGAAAUCCCCAUCAUUCUGCGAGGCCUCUGACGGCCUAGCCACCACCUACCAUCUUUACUUCAUGGAGGCAGUGGGGUCCACCCUGGCAAAAGCGUGGAAGAAGAGGCAGAAAAGACAAAAAAAGGAGAAAACUGAAGGUGAAGAAGAAGAAGAAGAGACCUGGACUGAUCGACUUGGCAAAGCUAUCUUGAGUUGAGCUUGGCUGGGUUACCUGGACUGGCCUGGAUGAGGUUUGGGUUGAGUUGUUGUUGGUUUGGUUUGGUAGCAAUUUCUCUGCCCGGAUACAGUCAUCCAUCCACACACAUGCACAUGUAGAAGUGAACGGGAAGAAGGAAAAAGUAGGGAUAGAGCGGCACAUAGUCUGGUGCGGACGUCGUGGCUUCGAGGCUAGGUGGUGUGGCGUCACAGCUGUUUGCUGUGAGCUACCGUAACAUAUAAAGUCCAUAAAAGUAGAGACUGCACUGACUAGCAGCACUGAGAACAGUCGUACACCUCUAUGAAGUACAUGACCGCACAUGCAUGGCAUACACACAUUUACACGGUCUUAACACAACGUGAGUGGGCUUGUGUGGUGCAGCUUUUCUAUUCUAUCCGUACAGCGAACCAGUCUGGUGCUGGCAGUGCCCGGUGCUCAUUGUUUCCCCCCCAAGCAUGUACCACCUCAGGGCUCGGGUGAUUUGCAUAACCCCGCCCCCCCGCCCCCCCAUUUUAGCAGGAGGCCCAUUAGCCCUGCUCAUUCUGAUGCCUGCAGUAUUAAACUUGUGCAAACUAUUGCAUGUUCGGAGAAGAGUUUGCCAACAAAUAUGUAGAGCUUCUCAAUAUCAUUAUAAAUGUUAUUACGAAACAAAAAGUUCACAGGAUCAUCUUCAGAUUUUUGUUUUUGUUUUGUUUGAUUUUCUUUUUUGUUCUGUUAUAUUUUGUCUCAUGAUGUAACCUAACCCUUUUAGCUGUCCCCACCCUCCCCAACAACCCUUUAUAUAGAAAUGCUUAACAGAUUCUAAUAUAUAUAUAUAUAUAUUUGUAUUUCAUUUUGGUAUAGUAUUUUUCUAUGUUAAAGAGUAAGUCUGUUUCUAGAAGCUUCGGGACUGGUGGAAAGGCAUUCAGUUGGUUCCCUAGGUGUUUUUAUUUGUUGAUUUCACUUGCUCCAACAAAGGUAAUUAAGUACGUUAAUUGGCCAAAAGAAACGCAGCAGCUGAUUGGCCUUGUUGUAUAGGAGGCAGUAUUGGUCUAGAAAUAUGUUUAAUAUUGUAUAUGUUGUCUUCCAUGUGAAUAUUACAUCUAAUUCAUGAGAGUCUGUGCUCGUUUUUUAUUUAUUUUAUCUUAAAGGCGUUUUUUUUUCUUUUUUUUUCCUGUAGAAAGUGAUAAACAUAAAUGUUGCUGGCAUUCAGAUAUUUUCAAAAAAAAUCUAAAAAGAUGAAAAAAGUAAAAUAAUUAUAUAUUUAAAAAAAAAAAAAAAGUAAUCUGUAAGGUAUUUGUAACAUCACUUAUGGCGACAGUGUUUUCCUGCUCUCCGGCUCGGACAUUUCUCAUCCGCCGCUGAACCAAAAUUAAGAGACAACCCCCUCACCCUCAGUUUUACCACGUGAUUAACUACACUUCUGGUUGUUGUUUUUGUUUUUUUUGCUUUUUUGCUGAAGUGCUGGGUUACAUUUCUAUAAUUUGAAUUAGAGCGCUGUUAGAAAGAAGGUGUUUUCAGUUCAACAGAGUGAAAGUAGUCAAGCUCAACUGAUCAUAAGCUGCUGUCAAGCCAGAAGAAACAGGAUGAAGUUGCCUCUGUGGACAAUGAUCAUGUCAAGGUGUAUCAUCCUCUCUGAUUAGGGCAACUGCGUGAAGCAUCACAUGCCUACUACUGACAGAUAAUAAACCAGAGAGCUCUGGACAUUUUCAGUGUCUGUCAAUCCAUACAACAACAACAACGACAACAACAAAAAAAGAACAAAUGGUGCCAAUUACAAUGAACAGUCAUACCUGAAUGUAUAAAUGUGUAUAGAUAAAUAUGACCUAUGCUUAUUCAUGAAGUGGUAACUUUUAGCUGUUAUUUAGUUUCCAAUGUAAGAUAUAGAAAUCACAUCCUGUUGCAUAAGUGACAGUCCAUCAGGAUGGUGUAAGGCAUUGUCCUCCCUGCAGAUUGUGUUUCUCCAUUUUGCUGAUCUAAAUGUUUAAAGUCUCCUUAUAGUGUGAAAAGCUGCGGACCCAGGUCUCCAGCUUGGUACAAUGUCACACCACCGAGCUCCCACUCAUACUGCUACCCAUGUUAACUUUGUUUUACAUGCUGUUGAUGUGAUCCCAGUGGUGUACAAUGACAUUUAAGAAGAUCUCGUAAAGGAUACUGAUGAACAGUCACUGUAAUACUUAGGCCGCGCGCCUCGUAAAGGUGCACAUUUAGUGACUUUGUUUCCAUGUCUCCUUUCCUUCCUCUGCACUGAUCUGUACUGGACUGGUGCAUUCAACUUCCUGGUAGACAUCUUAGUGGUGCUUGUGCUAUAUUGAGAUGUAAUUCAGUUAUCUGGUCACAGGACUAGAGACACAGAUAUUUUUUUUUCUCCCCUCUCCCCCCCAUCCUAUGAACUAUAUACAUACUUGUUAUUGUGAACAACACAAUGUCUCUGUUGUAUUGAAAUGGUGCAAAAAUUUUAGAAAUCCUCCUGCUUGGGUUCCGUCGAUUUGCUUUUGCGUUACAGGACUGAUGGUGGGAUUGAACUGAAGACUCAAUAAUGCUGAAUGUAUGUAGUGCCACCGACAAAAUGUUUACCAAACCUCCACUCUUUUCAUUAAUUAAACUUAAAUGUGUGUGCUUUUAA
Mugil cephalus (flathead mullet) is the source of this 8273-nucleotide messenger RNA. RefSeq names its product slit homolog 1a (Drosophila) (gene slit1a). NCBI's taxonomy places the organism in Eukaryota, Metazoa, Chordata, Actinopteri, Mugiliformes, Mugilidae. The transcript is spliced from 37 exons. Bases 454 to 5100 code for a protein of 1548 amino acids. The record is from RefSeq and is a predicted model, not a curated record. Gene Ontology annotation, molecular function: Roundabout binding; calcium ion binding; heparin binding. Gene Ontology annotation, biological process: negative chemotaxis; axon guidance.